GGAGCUGUGAUGCGCACGCACAAGCUUGCCCUUCCCCGCUCUCCGUUCUAGGGCGGUAGGGCGCCUGCCCGGAAGGCUGCGGCGCGAGACUCCGUUGCUGCCGGCUUUGGGCUUUGCUGCUCGUGCGGUUGCAUCGGCACUGAGAGCGCAGCGCGCGCGAGGUAACUGCCGGGCGCAAUGGCCCCCCGAAGAUGGCGAUUCUACUUGACUUUGAAUGUUUGGCCUGAGUUCUGAUGGAUCUGGAUUUUCUUGUUUUUCUGUUGGGAAGUGUUUGAAUAUUCAUGCUGUGAAAGAAGAAAACAUCCAAUGGCUUCAGAAUCUAUGACCCCCGAGUCAGCAAAACACUAUCAGAUAAAAGCGAAAAAGCAGCAGCAGCAGCAAGAUAGAUCUCUGAACAGUGAUGGUGAAGAAGUCUUUGUAUUUGAAGCAAAUGAAGCUUGGAAGGAUUUUCAUAGCUCUCUUCUUCACUUCUAUGAAGCUGGGGAACUCUGUGAUGUUACAUUGAAGGUUGGUUCAAAGCUAAUCUCUUGCCACAAGUUGGUUCUGGCUUGUGUUAUCCCUUACUUCAGAGCUAUGUUUCUCUCUGAGAUGGCUGAGGCAAAACAGACAUUGAUUGAGAUCAGGGACUUUGAUGGAGAUGCAAUAGAAGAUUUGGUGAAGUUUGUCUAUUCCUCCAGGCUUACAUUGACUGUCGAUAAUGUCCAGCCUCUCUUAUAUGCAGCCUGCAUUCUUCAGGUGGAGCUAGUAGCAAAAGCUUGCUGUGAAUAUAUGAAACUACACUUUCAUCCCUCAAACUGCCUGGCAGUGAGAGCCUUUGCAGAAAGUCACAACCGUAUUGACUUGAUGGACAUGGCUGACCAAUAUGCUUGUGAACACUUUACUGAAGUGGUGGAAUGUGAGGACUUUGUGAGUAUGUCACCUCAGCACCUCCAUAAACUAUUAUCUUCCAGUGAUCUGAACAUAGAGAAUGAGAAGCAGGUUUAUAGUGCUGCUAUCAAGUGGCUUCUUGCUAAUCCACAGCAUCAUACUUCAUGGUUGGAUGAAAUACUUGCUCAGGUACGUCUGCCUUUGUUGCCCAUUUGUUUCCUUAUGGGCGUUGUGGCAAAAGAAGAGAUCAUCAAGCAGAAUCUAAAAUGUAGAGAUUUACUGGAUGAAGCAAGAAACUAUCACCUUCAUCUGAGCAGCAGGGCAGUGCCAGACUUCGAGUAUUCCAUCCGCACAACACCAAGGAAUGAGACUGCUGGUGUGUUAUUUUGUGUUGGUGGUCGAGGUGGAUCAGGUGACCCAUUUCGCAGCAUUGAAUGCUACUCUAUAAACAAAAACAACUGGUUCUUUGGUCCUGAAAUGAACAGCAGGAGAAGACAUGUGGGUGUAAUCUCUGUGGGAGGUAAAGUCUAUGCAGUAGGUGGGCAUGAUGGAAAUGAACAUUUAGGCAGCAUGGAAAUGUUUGAUCCUGUCACUAAUAAGUGGAUGAUGAAAGCAUCAAUGAACACCAAGAGGAGAGGAAUUGCUUUAGCCUCCCUUGGUGGACCCAUUUAUGCCAUAGGAGGGUUAGAUGACAACACUUGCUUCAGUGAUGUGGAGAGAUAUGACAUUGAAUCUGAUCGAUGGAAUGGAGUAGCGUCAAUGAAUACUCCCAGAGGAGGAGUUGGCUCAGUGGCCCUUGUGAACUAUGUGUAUGCUGUUGGUGGCAAUGAUGGUGUAGCCUCUCUCUCCAGCGUAGAGAGAUAUGACCCCCAUCUGGAUAAGUGGAUAGAAGUGAAAGAGAUGGGUCAACGAAGAGCAGGCAAUGGGGUUAGUGAACUCCAUGGUUGCUUAUACGUUGUAGGUGGCUUUGAUGAUAACUCUCCAUUGAGCUCUGUUGAAAGGUUUGAUCCUCGCAAUAACAAGUGGGAGUAUGUAGCAGAACUUACAACCCCCAGGGGUGGAGUUGGCAUAGCAACGCUAAUGGAUAAAAUUUUUGCAGUUGGUGGUCAUAAUGGCAAUGCAUACUUGAACACAGUGGAAGCCUUUGAUCCAGUGAUGAACAGGUGGGAGCUUGUUGGAUCUGUUUCUCACUGCAGAGCAGGAGCAGGUGUAGCUGUGUGCUCUUGUCUUAGUAGUGAGAUCCGUGAUGUUGGUCAGGGAUCCAACAAUGUGGCUGAUUGUAUGUGAACUCAGGUUCAAGCCGCGAGCAACUCCAGAAUUUCAGAAGAUCCUGAUAAGACUCCAGGAUGGAGUGAGAUGACCACAACAGCGUGGCUCUGGGUUUUUAAUUAUUAUUCUAGGCCAUAGAUAAAUACUGAAUGACUCUUGUGUGAUAACUUGAAUAGCAGAACUCAGCUUUUGAUAGUUUUCUGAAGCUUGUCUGGGUAAACAUGAAAUAAGGACCCUGGUUUUUAUUUGAAAGCAGAUAUCCCCUUAACUUUCUGAAGUUAAUUUUUGAAUGUACAAAAAAUAUUUUAGGGGCAUUAAUCUAGAGCAUUCAUAAUUUAAAUAAAAUAUACAUAGGUGUGGUUAUAGAGUUGCACUUUGAAUUGUUGAGUCUUAAACUACUUCCCACCCCCCAAAAAAACUAAGAAAAUUUUAUUCUGGGAUACACACGAGUAUGUUUUUAAUAUGUACAUUCUGAUAAAUACAAGAGAGCCUUAAAAAGAGCCCAGUUCUGUAGCACUUUAGACAGGAAUAAAGCAUCUUAGCCCUUUGGAGGUUUAUUUCCCUGUUGUAGACCUGAGGAAACUUAGGUAUAGAGGUUCAUUACCUGACUGUCAGGGGACUGAAAAGAAGGUGCUGAGCAUCUCUGAAAAUCAAAUUAGUUGCUCUUGUUACAAAGCUGAGAAUAAAAUCCAGAGUUCUGGCCUGCUUAUGAGGGAUUCAGCCUCUGGCACAUGUUUCCUCUGUUAUGCCUCCAAUGAAACCUAUAUUAAGAACCACCUCCAACAGGAAACUCUUUAAGAGUGAAAGCAUGUGUGUAUAAUUGUCUUAUUUUAAUAGAAAUGGUUUGUUUAGCCAGGCAGAGUUUUCUGGUCCUUUAUUACAAAUUACUGGAAACAGGAAUGAACAAUAGGGAAGAAAUUACAAUUUUAGGAAAAAAACCCUUUUUCUAAAUAAUUUUCAGUGGCUUACAUGUUCUGUUCUAGUAAUCCAGUGCCAUGAUGUAAGGUUAGCACCACUUUCAGGAAGAGUACAGAUGUGAUGGUUUCAGACACAACCAGGCUUAAUUAUCUUGUGUUUCAUUCUGGGUCUCAGACUAGAAUAUCCACAUCUUCAAAUGAAGAAUUGCAGCCGUUGGAGUCUAAAGUCUCUUUUAAACAAAAGGAAGUUAGUAGCAGCACAAAUGCUACAUCAAGGGAUUAACAGUCUUUGUCAGAUGCAGUGAUAAAUUUGAAUUAAAAAAGACCUAAACUGUGCUGUAUUUACAGACUGUUGCCCCACUGAAAUACCAAGAACCUAUAUUUAAGCCCUUAAUCAGCUGUAUUUAGUGUAAAUUUUUAAAUAAAUAUUUAUUUAAAAAUUGUAACUAACUUUAAAUGUGUUUGGUAACCUCUUUCAGGCUUUUCAAGGUUAUUACCUCAACCAUUAUUUAUAAUGUGGUUCCUGUUGGUAAAACUGAGACAUCCAUAAGAACCUUUUACAUGAUGUAGGGGCUUGGCCUUGUCUCGGUAGCAUGAAGCGGUACCCUCGUAUUCAAAUUCUCCAUUUUGUUGGCUGAUUUGCAGUUAAACAACUGCCUUUUUAAAUUCAACUUCAUUUUUAUUAUGUGUAUUUGGUAAGUCUGACCUUUUGAUUUAACUUGACAGGACAGAAUUGUUAAAAACUUGAAUUGCCUCCUUCCCUUGGGAGUUAAUCUAGUUUCAUUUUGGUGUGUAGCUUAAUCUGUUGGAAUUGUCUUUUUGAUUAUCCAGUGCUGACCAUGUAAUGGCCACCUCAAACAUUCAUCACUUAUUUCCUCUUGGUUGAUAUUCUACAUCAAAUUAAAAUACCAAUGAGACAGGUAUAUGGAUACUCUUAGAAUUUCUUAGAGGGCAAGAUAACCUCAGCUGACUUGGCAGAAAACCAAACCAGCAGUGAAGGAAAGGAAAGGACAAGACAAGACAAUACUGCAUUGUAGAAAGGCUAUUUUGAUAUAUGUGUGGAGAGCCUAAAAUUCAAGAGCAGCUUCAGCAAAAGACAAAAAGGUUUUCACAAUCCUGAAUUUUCUUGACUAGAUCAACAGUCAAUUUAGUAAAACUGUACCAUGUUAGAUAUUGAAACUAUGACUGGGGGGUGGGGUUGGAGCAAAGUAUGGGAAUGAAAGUCCUAUAUUUCUUAAAGAAAUACUUGUGGGUUAUUCUGUAUAUUCAAUACCAUACUAAAGAGGCUGCAGCCUCCCAGCGAAUCCCAAAGCACAUAAAUCACCGCUUUAGUAUUGCACUGCCAUGUUUUAAAACUGUUUUGUAUUUCCAAUUGAUUGUAGUCUGGAUAUUCAGUGGACAAAAUGCAGAAUGGACUGGUGUGGUUACACUGAAGUAUAUGGAGGUUGCAAUAAAAUAUAUUUGUACUUUAAGCUAUUACUCUAUUUAAUUCCUAGCAUAACUGGAACUCCCCCAAGGGAUAGAUAUUAACAGCUGGAAGUAUUUAUUGGGUUAUUUAGAGCCUUUUUCCCCCCUUCUAGAGCCUGCAUCUUUGGGGCCACACCCUUUUUGGCUAAGGAGAGCUGAAUGGAAUGCAGCCUGCAGCACCCCAUAACCAUUAGGUAUCUGAACAACAUGAAGUAGUGUUGUUUGCACCAAAGGUGACAUGACAGCAGGGAGACUGAGGCCUGGAGAGGAAGGGUGGCUUUAUAGGUCACGGGGGCCCUGUCCACAUUACAGCAGUCUCUAAAGCCUAGGGUAUGGGCUGCAGCACUACCACUGUGUACAAACCCUAGCAUGCAGGGUAAGGGGGUCCUCAGAAGGUAGCUUUAUAGCUGUCAUCUGCAAUGCCUGCCUUGCCCUACCCCACAGCCAAACCAGGGCUUUUAGAAAUCCAUUACAUCAAUCCAGCCCUCUUACUUAGUGUCAGGAGCUGGAGUACCCAGAAAUGCUGUCCACAGAGACCUUCCUGCAGCACAGUGCAGCUACUUUGCUACCAGUUCAGCUAGCACUGGUGCUUUUCAAUUUAUAUCCAACUCUUAGUUUCUGGCUUUUAAUAAGCAUUAAAACAGGCAGCUAUAGGUACUAUUUGCAGCUUCACUAUUCUCUAAAUGUACAUAUGUCUUUCUAUUUUAAAUGCAUAUCUGAUUCUGGUUGCUGAAAGGAAGCAGGGAAAUAAAGGCAGCUUUUAGUGAAAAUGGAAGAAGAUUCCACAAAAUGAUCAGGAACACAUUUCUUACCUAUUAUGGCACUGACUGGAGAAGGUUCAAUUGAAGUCAAAUGUGGCUGAAUUUAAAGAAUAAAAAAAACAGUUAAUUGACAACUAAAUCUGUUGGUUUCAUAAGAGAACCCUGCAUUCCUUAUUCUAGCUCAUCCAUACUUCAUUAAGGAAGACAUUUGUGGCACUUCUACUUAAUCUACCAGAGGUGAGGAUAGCAGAAAAUGCAAAACUGAACAGAGCUGAAUUAGUCUGGAGCAAGGGAUUCUCUCCCCCUGCCCCUGCCCCCAAGCUUUUAAAACAAAAUUAUUUCCAUAUAGCGAUC
Molecule: messenger RNA, 5635 nt
Organism: Chelonoidis abingdonii (Abingdon island giant tortoise)
Lineage: Eukaryota; Metazoa; Chordata; Testudines; Testudinidae
Gene: KLHL8
Product: kelch like family member 8
Molecular function (GO): protein binding
Source: RefSeq, a predicted model, not a curated record